Messenger RNA from Cladophialophora yegresii CBS 114405, 1725 nucleotides. RefSeq lists its product as uncharacterized. Gene Ontology annotation, biological process: transmembrane transport. The record is from RefSeq and is a predicted model, not a curated record. Gene Ontology annotation, molecular function: transmembrane transporter activity. Lineage: Eukaryota; Fungi; Ascomycota; Eurotiomycetes; Chaetothyriales; Herpotrichiellaceae. Bases 1 to 1725 code for a protein of 574 amino acids. The transcript has 9 exons.
AUGAACAACACAGAAGAACCCGAGCGGGAUCUCGAGUCCAGUCUCGAUGACAAGCAGAAUCCAACCACUGUCCGGCACGAUGAAAUUGUCGGUCAGUGGGACGAGAAGACCGGCGUUGCCAAAGGCGACGACUCGGACGGACGUGUCAACUGGACCUGGAGACAGAUCCUCGCAACUAUUUCCCUGUGUGGCGUGUAUGUCGGAUCGCAGAUUCCGCUAUACUUCGUCGGAGGCUCACUCACUUACAUUGCGUCUGACCUGGGUUCGGCCUCGACUGGGUGGAUUCCAGUUUCGAACUCUCUAGCACUUGCCGCGUUCUGCCCGUUCUGUGGCUACCUUCAAGACAUGUUUGGGAAGAGGAAUAUUUCCAUCUUAGGAUCCGUCUUGAUCCUCAUCGGCACGAUAGUCACCGCCACGGCUCACUCCUUCGCCCAGGGUGUGGCCGGCAUGACUAUUGCUGGCUCAGGCGCAGCGAUCGGUGAGCUCACGGCACUAGCUGGGACGGCGGAGCUGGUGCCCGUCAAAAAGCGUGGACUCUACCUUGCCUGCGUCACCUUCUUCAUAUGCCCGUUCUUUCCUUACGUCCUGUACUCCCAGCUGCUUUCGGCUCAUGCGACCUGGAGAUGGGGUCUGUGGAUCACAGUGAUCUAUAAUGCAGUUUUCUUCGGAGGGGUUCUUCUCUUCUACUUCCCGGAUUCGCAUAUCUUGCGCAAGGGCACCAUGAGCAGAACAGAGAUCGCAAAGCAGAUCGACUAUAUCGGCGCUGUGCUGUCCAUCACGGGUGUGAUCCUCUUUCUGGUCGCCUUGCAGUCUGGCGGAUCAUCGCACCCUUGGAAAAGCGCAUACGUCCUCUGCAUGCUGUUUAUCGGCGCCGCACUUAUAGCCGCCUUCGUGAUGUGGGAAUGGAAAGGCGCAAAAUACCCUAUGGUGCCGAAGGACCUGUUUGCUGGCCAGCGUAUUGUCGCCAUCGCCCUUGCGGUUGCGUUCGUCUCCGGGAUGAAUUUCUUCGCUCUCUUCGCACCUAAAUUCCAGCACUCACUGACACAGCGUAGCCCCAUCCAAGUCGGCGUCAAAGGCCUCGGCUACUCGAUCGCAAUCACCGUCGGCGCCACGGUGAUGAACGCGCUCCUCACGAUCCUAAAAGGCAACAACCGAGAACUCCUCCUCACCUCAUGCGUGCUGAUGACCGCCUUCACAGGCAGCAUGGCAGUCGCCAACCCCACAAACCCAGGCCUCGCCGUCGGCCUGGCCACCGUCGCGGGAUUCGGCAUCGGCGGCGUCAUCGUCCCAGCCGCGACCAUCGCCAUGACGGCCUGCCCCGACUCGCUGAUCGCGACAGCCACGGCACUCACGCUGACCAUCCGCUUCGUAGGCGGCUCGAUCGGCUACUCGAUCUACUACAACGUCUUCAGCGAGAAGCUGGCGCGCAAACUUCCCGAACGGGUCCUCGAUUUCGCCCUCCAGGCAGGUCUGCCACGUUCGUCGGCCGCAACAUUCGUCCAGACGUUUCUCACGCUGCCUGCUAAUGUCUCGGAUGUGGUGGGGGUGACGCCCGCUAUCGUCGAGGCCGCGACCAUGGGAUCGCGCUGGGCGUAUUCGGACGCGCUGGCUUACGUGUGGUACACGAGCAUCCCGUUUGGUGUGCUCUCCAUUAUUGGAUGUCUCAUGAUCGGUGAUAUCUCCAAGUAUAUGACCAAUAGGAUUGCGGUGCAGAUGAGGCAUUGA